CAUAGGAGAAAUGGUGGAAGUGAUUCCCAAACAAAUCAAAGAUGCUUGGGACACAUGGAAUAUUAGGGGAAUGAUAAUCCUCAGUCUCUCGCUUCAGAUAAUUCUCAUUUUCUUUGCCCCCCUCAGAAAACGAACGCCCAACAAGUUCCUGAUCCUGCUCUUGUGGUCCUCGUAUCUCUUGGCAGAUUUGUCUGCGAAUUUUGCGGUUGCAUUGAUUGCCAAGAACCAAGGUAAAGACCCUAAACCCGAUGAUCCUCCUGAAGACAAGAAGCUCGUAGCCUUGUGGGCACCUUUCUUGCUCUUACACCUUGGUGGGCCAGACACCAUCACUGCGUUUUCCCUCGAAGACAAUGCCCUCUGGAAUAGACAUUUUCUUGGGCUAGUCUUUCAGGCACUUGCAGGUGUCUAUGUGGUUAUCCAGUCUCUACCCAAUGUGCUUUGGGUGGUAAUACUGUUGCUGUUCAUUGCUGGGACUUCUAAGUAUUUGGAACGGACAAUUGCGUUGUACCUUGCUAGUUCAGACAAGUACAGGAACUUGAUGUUGGAUGCAUCCAAUUCAGCGUUUGACUACACCGUGCAAGCAAAUAACCUAGAUAUGGACUCGAUACUUGCUUCUGAGAUGUAUAUGAAGGAGCAUCAUGGACAAGCGAACUCUCUGAAGCUAAAGCAUCCAGAUAAAGAGUUAACCGACCUUCAGAUUCUUCAAUUUGCUUUCUUGUUCUUCAAUAACUUUACGAGUCUUAUGGUCAAUAAUAUAUUUAGCUUGGAGAUGCGUGAUAAGAGCAAGGCCUUCUUCAGUGCAUUGCAACUACAGGAAGAAGCUUUGAGCAUUAUAGAAGCCGAGCUCGAGUUUAUCUAUGAAGGAUUGUACACAAAGGGUGCGGUUCUUCAUAGUUCUUUAGGAAUCGUGAUCAGAGUCAUAUCAGUGGGAUCCCUUGUGGCAGCCUUCACUAUUUACCACGACAGACACAAUAAGAUUCAAGAAUUUCAGAAAGCCGACAUUAUAAUCACCUACACGUUGUUCGCUGUUGGAAUAGCUCUGGAGUUUAUAUUUGUGUACAUGUUUAUGCUUUCUGACGGGGCAAUAGCCGCCCUCUCAAAGUUUAAGGAUGAUUCCGACGAGAUGUCUUCAUUAAAAGACCGCAUGCUCGAGUGGAUCCUUGGUCUCAAGAGAAAGUGGAAGGGGAAAAUUAGUCGUGAGGAGGAGGUGUUUAACACACCAUUUCUACACAGAAGAUGGACCGGAAACAUCACAAUGUUCAACUUCCUUACAUACUCCAUGAACGCAGAUACAGAAAGGAUCCACAACCCCAGGGGUAGAACGUGCCAGUAUUUAUGGAAGAUAGCACUUUCCCCUUUCAGGUACGUUUUCUCCAUCAUGCAGGCUUGGUCAGGUAGCAUUGCCAUAUGGUUUUGUGAUCUUCACCGGUAUAUUAUCCACCACGUGAUCAUUCUACCACCAGGAGAAAAUCAAGUUACUCGUUCUAUGAUCAACAUCUUCAAGACAUUUGUUGAGUUUUGGCUCAGUACUGUACCUUACUUUCUCGCGUUUCCUGUUACCUGCGUCAUUAACUUCCUAGGCAUCAGGGAACUGUUCCAUGAGAUAAGACUACGAAGAUCUCUACACCACGAACCCUUGAAAAAAAACCUAUGGUCUUUCAUAUAUUCAGAGCUGAAAAUCAGAUCACAGAAUCAAGACAGCCAGGAGAGUGCCACAACAAAAGCCUCGGCCAGGAGAGAUUGGGCGUCAAGCCAUACCCAGAUUCAGAUAGCAGAUCAUGAAAUGCUGCUACGUUACAUAACAGAUGUUGAUUAUGACCAUAGUCUUUUGAUUUGGCACAUAGCCACCGAGCUCUGUUACCAAGAGGAAGAUUCCGCCGAAAAAAACUGUGAUAAGAUGAAGCGAGAGAUCAGCAAAAUCAUCUCAGACUACAUGAUGUAUCUCUUGAUGAUGCAGCCAAAGCUGAUGUCAGAUGUAUCUGGCAUAGGAAAUAUAAGAUUUAGAGACACAUUGGCGGAGGCUGAUAGAUUCUUCACGAAGAAAGGUAUCAGAAACAGUAGAGACGUGAAUUUAGGUAGCAAGAAAAUUCUUUCAGUAGAUACCAGCAUAGAACCAAGUGAUGUCAAAGGAAAUCAUUGCAAAUCGGUGUUAUUUGAGGCAAGUUCAGUGGCCAAAGAACUUCUGAAACUGGAGGAGGAUUUUGGAAAAGACAAAUGGGAGGUACUUAGCAAGGUGUGGUUGGAGUUCCUAAUGCACGCAGCAUCCCAUAGUGACGGUACAACACGUUUAGAGCUUCUUAGCAAAGGUGGGGAGUUUAUCAACUUCGUUUGGCUACUAAUGGCUCACUUUGGCUUAGGGGAUUGAUAAGCUAAGUUCAAGAAUGGCGAUUCAGAGCCACAACUUGAGGUGUGUGUCUCAAAAUAUGCUUAUGUUUUAAUACUUUUGUGUGUUUCGACUAUGAAAUAAGCUUCACAACCUAAUCGUAUGCAAAAACCUAACAUUGAAAGCAAUCUGAUAUAUAUAUAUAUAUAUAUAUAUAUAUAUUCUCAUGA
Molecule: messenger RNA, 2553 nt
Organism: Camelina sativa (false flax)
Lineage: Eukaryota; Viridiplantae; Streptophyta; Magnoliopsida; Brassicales; Brassicaceae
Source: RefSeq, a predicted model, not a curated record